Molecule: messenger RNA, 963 nt
Organism: Medioppia subpectinata
Lineage: Eukaryota; Metazoa; Arthropoda; Arachnida; Sarcoptiformes; Oppiidae
Source: the annotation of a GenBank genome assembly
AUGCCCAACGUGUUUACCAAGUUAGUCCCAAAAGUAACCUUAGUGGAAUCGAUGCCCGAGGCGUUCAAAAACAAGAACUACUCCGACGCCCGACACAUCUCAGGCCUGACCCACGAUAUGCUCAUGUCGUUUGAGAUCCGGGGUCUCGUCGGGGAACAGACCGGCCGUAACCCUCAUUACCCGAACUCUACGGCCGACACUAACCAACACGUCGACAUCACUGGCUCUCAGGACUUUACGUUUGCCACAAAGAAUCAGUUAUACGCCUAUACUGUCAACUAUUGGGCAAUUAUGGCAUUCAUGCUAGACGAUCACCUGGAUCAGCUUGAAUUGAACCAUGAAAACAAGCAUAUCAUAUGCGAGUGGCAGAAGAAGUAUCUGUUGAGCGAAAGCGACGGCACAACAGGUUUUGAUAAAAUGCUCGUAAAGGCUAUGAAACUGACAAAAGCUAUGCUGACGGCUGACCAGUUUUCGGCCAUCAAAGAGGAGACACUUGUCAACGAUGUUUAUUCAGUUAGAUCUGAGGUGUUGAAGGAUCAGGGUAGUUACAGUUACCUGUACCUGUUAAUGGCACACCAGGGCUGGGAUUGUCAACAGGCCAUCGACCAGAUGGUGGCUGAAGUGCACUAUCAAUGGUAUGCGUGUAUUAACUACGGCUCACAACUCGUAGACUACGGCAUACCUGAGCUGACAGAGUAUGUGCACGAAGUGCUAUACAUGGCAAGAGGCAAUCUAUGGUGGUCCACAGUUUGCUCUAGUACUAAUCAGUUUAGUACAGCUCUCGUACCGGUGGCCGAGUGUCCGCACAAUUGCCACUUAAAGGCCAUUUCUAAUCCCGUCGGUCAGGUAAUUAAAUGGUCCCGAUUCUGCGCUCCGGCCAACGAUCUGACCAAAGGAUUUAAAUGCCGGACAGAGUUCCGUAUCGGCGCCCGCAUUGAUGAGUGCACUUGUGAUCGCGAUUUC